GUACUCGCACCCUCACACACACUCUCCCGAGAACCAGAAGUCGGUUGGGUGUUUAUAUAAUGAAGAAUUAUGGGGCUGUUUGAUCGAGGUGUUCAAAUGCUUUUAACCACCGUUGGUGCUUUCGCUGCCUUCAGUCUGAUGACCAUAGCUGUGGGAACCGACUAUUGGCUCUACUCCAGAGGGGUUUGCAAGACCAAAAGUGUCAGUGAGAAUGAAACCAGCAAAAAGAACGAGGAAGUUAUGACCCAUUCUGGAUUAUGGAGAACCUGCUGCCUAGAAGGGAACUUCAAAGGUCUCUGCAAGCAAAUCGAUCACUUCCCAGAGGAUGCAGAUUACGAAGCCGACACAGCAGAAUACUUCCUCCGGGCUGUGAGGGCCUCGAGCAUUUUCCCCAUCCUGAGUGUGAUUCUGCUCUUCAUGGGUGGACUCUGCAUCGCGGCCAGCGAGUUCUACAAGACUCGACACAACAUCAUCCUGAGUGCCGGCAUCUUCUUCGUGUCUGCAGGUCUGAGUAACAUCAUUGGCAUCAUAGUGUACAUAUCUGCCAAUGCCGGAGACCCCUCCAAGAGCGACUCCAAAAAGAAUAGUUACUCGUACGGCUGGUCCUUCUACUUCGGGGCCCUGUCCUUCAUCAUCGCCGAGAUGGUCGGGGUGCUGGCCGUGCACAUGUUUAUCGACCGGCACAAACAGCUGCGGGCCACCGCCCGCGCCACGGACUACCUCCAGGCCUCUGCCAUCACCCGCAUCCCCAGCUACCGCUACCGCUACCAACGCCGCAGCCGCUCCAGCUCCCGCUCCACCGAGCCCUCACACUCCAGGGACGCCUCCCCCGUGGGCAUCAAGGGCUUCAACACCCUGCCGUCCACGGAGAUUUCCAUGUACACCCUCAGCAGGGACCCCCUGAAGGCCGCCACCACGCCCACCGCCACCUACAACUCCGACAGGGAUAACAGCUUCCUCCAAGUUCACAACUGUAUCCAGAAGGAGAACAAAGACUCUCUCCACUCCAACACAGCCAACCGCCGGACCACCCCCGUAUGAAGCCCGCGGGAGUCUCGCCAGCCU
Molecule: messenger RNA, 1065 nt
Organism: Phacochoerus africanus (Common warthog)
Lineage: Eukaryota; Metazoa; Chordata; Mammalia; Artiodactyla; Suidae
Gene: CACNG2
Product: calcium voltage-gated channel auxiliary subunit gamma 2
Exons: 4
Coding region: 70-1041 (323 amino acids)
Biological process (GO): transmission of nerve impulse; neurotransmitter receptor internalization; calcium ion transmembrane transport
Cellular component (GO): voltage-gated calcium channel complex; postsynaptic density membrane; AMPA glutamate receptor complex
Molecular function (GO): channel regulator activity; voltage-gated calcium channel activity
Source: RefSeq, a predicted model, not a curated record